This is a messenger RNA of Entrophospora sp. SA101, 639 nucleotides long. NCBI's taxonomy places the organism in Eukaryota, Fungi, Glomeromycota, Glomeromycetes, Entrophosporales, Entrophosporaceae. The record is from the annotation of a GenBank genome assembly.
AUGUCCAAUUUGCCUUUUUUAAAUCAAUCAUCAAGAAUGACACGAUCAACAAAAUGUAAAGAGAUAUUCAAGUGCGUUUAUGAAAGUGAGGAAUUGUUGAAUGUAGGUUUUAGAAGUGGUAAUGGGUAUGACAGUAGUGCAAGUAGUGAUGUAAGUAGUGAUGAGGGAGGUGAUGAUAAUGAUAAAAUAGUUAAAAAAAUUUUUAGAAAAUUCUUCAAGAAAGUUCCUAAAAGGAAAAACACGAGAUUAAACAAGCAUAUUCCUGAGAAUGUGAGUGAUUUUACUUUGCAAUAUAAUUUUGAGAUCAGAACAAGUCUUGAAGAACAUGUUAGGCAACUUCAUCAUGGUGAGAAUACCAAUGAAAAUAAGAUUGUCUUGGAAGAAUAUCAAGAUUUAAAUAAGUUAUCUGGAACUGAUUCAAUUUGGAUGUUUCUAUUUGAUUUUGAAGAAAAAAUGUCAAUGGAAAAAAUAGUUAAUAUUGCUAGGGGAACAGACUCAAAUGAAGUCGAAGAAAAUAUUGCUGAAGAAAAAGUUAGCACUGAUGAUGCUUUAGAAAGUGUUGGUAAAGUUCUAAAUUUUAUUCAACAAAAUUAUUUGAGCGUAGAUUCACAAUUAUUUAGAAAUCUUCACACAAAGUAA